AUGCCAGAAGACGUGAUACUCGCACGGUCGGCAGAACCGCAUAUGCCUACAAACACCAUUGAUCCUGAACGCUUCUCUGUAAUGUAUACCAUACUACCGCCUAUGGUACAGAGCCGUAUACCCAAACUACCGUCGAUAAGACAAGCAGUCGGCCGACUACGCAGAUCCUCAAGCUAUGCUUCGUCAAUUUCAGACUCUACCGGGACACGGACACCUCCGCCUAGGUAUAGCUCGAGGCCAGCAAGUGCGGGAGAGAAUAGAUGGUCCAUGAUAUCGGACAGCGAGGCUGCAGAAAUCUCCCAUAACGACGAGGUAAAUCUCGAUCAUCCCUCGUCGUCGCGCUCAACACCCCCUACGUUUCUGGUAUCCGAGGAUCAGAGCGGUAUCAACUGGAAAUACGCCAACCAAGGUCUCAGUCUCCUGACAGAAGCCUACCAUGAAUCCUUGUCCCUCUCCCGAAACCACGAGAACAGCCAACCAUCUCUCAGCCGCCAACUCUACAUGCACGGCCUGACCUACCUACUCCGCGGCCUGCCGAGCAACAUGACCGCAGAGGAAAACCUAAGCAUCCGCUUCGCCCUACCCAGCGGCAUAGCCGAGUCACCAGCGCUGGAUCCAACGACCGGAGCUCUGAUCCCCGUCUACACGAACCCCACAGCAUCGCAACCCAAAGAUCAAAAUCCCGAACCAUCAAUCGUCCACCGCAUCCUCGCCUCCUCAAUAGUCCACCUCUUCCUCCUCGCGCACCUAGUCCUGCCAUACAUCAAGCUCUUCCUUGGCCACGCCUACCGCUACGAGCGGGAGCACCGCAUCUCGGAGCGCGUCUUCAGCACGUCGGUUAAUGCGGUUGAUGAGGUGGGGAAGCGCAGCUUGGCGCUUACGCAGACGGUGUGCGCGAUGAAUGACGGGAAGGUCGGGCAGAUGAUGAAUGAUGCGGCGGUCUGGUGGGUGAGGGGUCUGACGGGUGGGAUACAUGAGGGGGUUUCGGAGGGAUUGGGGCUUGUGAAGGGGAAAGGGGGUUGA
This is a messenger RNA of Coniosporium apollinis CBS 100218, 1023 nucleotides long. RefSeq lists its product as uncharacterized. The record is from RefSeq and is a predicted model, not a curated record. The transcript has 2 exons. NCBI's taxonomy places the organism in Eukaryota, Fungi, Ascomycota, Dothideomycetes. Bases 1 to 1023 code for a protein of 340 amino acids.